Messenger RNA from Scylla paramamosain (green mud crab), 1425 nucleotides. Its product is annotated as glutamate receptor ionotropic, delta-2-like. The coding region runs from base 111 to 1259 and encodes 382 amino acids. The transcript is spliced from 5 exons. Lineage: Eukaryota; Metazoa; Arthropoda; Malacostraca; Decapoda; Portunidae. Gene Ontology annotation, cellular component: membrane. Gene Ontology annotation, molecular function: ligand-gated monoatomic ion channel activity. The record is from RefSeq and is a predicted model, not a curated record.
GCCGCACCGUGGAGGUGUACAAUCGAUGUUUUUACUGUGCGCCAGUGGAAGCCAGACCACGCUUAUUGCUGCGAUGGAACUUGCAUGACAGCAUAUCUCAGGAUUUUAAAAUGUUUAAAGAUCAACACAAGGACUUUCUGGGACACAGGAUGAACAUUGUGUUGAUGCCAUACUUUCCCUACAUAAGCUACAGAGUUGAACGCAACGCUUCCGCCACCACAGUUCACCUCGAGGACUCUCUCAACACUCGCAUGGUCAAUUCCCUUGCUCCCUACAUGAACUUCACAUACGAGGGGCGUGAGCCUGCAGACAGACAGUGGGGAGUUCCAGGCAGCGGCGGAAACUGGACAGGCAUCGUGGGAACUCUGCAGCAUGAAUUAGCAGACUUUUCCAUGGACCUGACGCGCACACCCGGGAGAUCAGAGGUUGUCGAAUAUUCAAGGAUAUACAUCGACGAAUCCAUUGUCAUUUUGUCCUCCAAGCCAAAACCCUUGCCUGAGUACUUGUCACUGAUCAGGCCUCUUGAAGGCGAGGUGUGGGGAGCCAUCGUGGUGUGCGUGAUGGUGUGGGGAACAGUUCUGUGGGUGAUGGAGAGACUGUUCCACUGGAUAACUGGACGGCGCUACUUAAGCUUCUCCUCAUCCAUCUUUUACGGCUGGGGGCUGCUACUGCAGGACCACCCCUUCAAGCCUCCCUCCAAUCCGACAAGCCAAAUCCUCGUUGUUUUUUGGCUGCUCGUGUACCUGAUCCUAUCGACAGCCUACAGCAGUUCCCUCAUCUCCCAUCUGGUGGUGAAAGGCAAGUCGUCUGUCAUCAAUAACAUGGAGCAGCUGGCGGAGCGGGGCAAGGAGGGCUGGGAGUGGGGCACUCCUGCGUCCAGGUUGACAGGGUCACACAAGACAUUUUACGUAACGAGUCCUACUCCAGCAAUUAUUGAAGUGCACAACGGCAUCAAGGUAAGCGAGAAUAUUAAGGUUUCCAGUACAAAAUGUGGUUAUUGCCGGUAUAAAUUUGGUAAACAUUGCAUCUUCACACGUGCGUUUUUGAUGUUUAAGAUUACGGAAACAGAAGAAGCAAUGGCGCUAGUGUUGAAGGGCGGUUUCUCAUACAUCGACAGCUAUUACUUCAGCCAAACACUGGUGUCCACCUUCUACACAGACGAGUCGGGCUACACCCCCGUCCACAUCAGUACCACCCAGUACCCGGUGUUCUUCGGCAACGCGUGGGGAUUCCGGUAUAUGCACAUGUUGGGCUCUUAAAUUAUGUCUGACACAUUCAAGUGUUGGAUGUAAGGAAAGAAUCAUGCAAGCAUUUUUCUCACACGGAUUAUUAGGAUACAAACUCAACAUAUUUCAAGGCAUUGUUGUUGUUCUGGUAUCCAUGUUACAAUUUUGUAUGAAUAACCUUUAGAAGUUGCGUACACUU